Messenger RNA from Stegastes partitus (bicolor damselfish), 1699 nucleotides. It is a transcript of the gene smim12, whose product is annotated as small integral membrane protein 12. The record is from RefSeq and is a predicted model, not a curated record. The transcript is spliced from 2 exons. Bases 538 to 813 code for a protein of 91 amino acids. NCBI's taxonomy places the organism in Eukaryota, Metazoa, Chordata, Actinopteri, Pomacentridae.
UUUCACGCCGAAUAUUGUGUAAUUUAACACCUGACGCACCGCCAGCUCUGUUUCUUUAGAUAUUGUAUUUUUUUCUGUUUUUAAACGCAGUGUUUGAUAUGUUUAAAGCCUCGUUGGUAUUCAUUCUUCAGCCGCGUUCAGUGGAUGUAGCGGCUACAUGGCGAACUCCAUAACAAAUGUUCCCAUUUCAUUUAAUUUGCUCGUGUACAAGGUAAAACUGAGGACGUCGUCGAUAAAACAAAAACUCGUGAAUGGUGGAGAACAGCUCUUUAAUUCGGCUUGAGUGAAACGAGCAAACAAAUACGUAUUAGCCUGACAUUUUAACAUUUGUCCGCAGUUAUCUAAAUUAGCCGCAGAGCAGCGUUAGCUAGCAGUAAGUUGACGCUGACAUGUUGACAUGCGUUGAAAAAGGGGCAGAGUUUUGUUUAAGUUUAUAUUUGGUGAACAGUCACUAAUUUUGAGAGAGAGAGAGGGAGAAAAAAAGCUUACUUCUCUUCUGCUGUAACUGCACCUGGCAGCCAAAAGCGGUGUGCAGUCAUGUGGCCUGUCGUGUGGACGGCGUUGCGGACCUACGCUCCUUACGUCACCUUCCCGGUGGCGUUUGUGGUGGGAGCGGUGGGGUACCAUCUGGAGUGGUUCAUCAGAGGGACCCCCAAACCCCGGGAGGACGAGAAGGGCAUCCUGGAACUCAGGGAGGAAAGAAAGCUGCAGGAACAAGUGGGCAUGGACAGCACCCAGGUGCUCAGCCUGAAAGAGAAACUGGAGUUCACGCCGAAAGCAGCUCUGAACAGGAACCGACCUGAAAAGAGCUAAGACACGUUGGUGUGAUAGACUUUUGUCCUGUCAGGAGAGAACACUGGGAACACGCGGCGUGAAGCAGAGGGGAAAAAUCACUCGUUCUUUCAACUCACCUGAACCGUACUUGUUCACUUCUGACUACCAGAAGGCAUCAGCUUGCCCGAGGCGAACACUGGACACUUUUUAGUAGCUGGAGUAAAACAACUUGUCUUCUGUUAGAUCAAAUAAACCUUACAUGUGCUGUAUGUGACCAUUCAAUUGAUUGUUAGCUUAUGUGAUUGCAACUCAAGCUUGCCACUGUAUUAGAACACCUUCAUUAUGGAACUAUUGGGUGUUUAAAACUUUGAGGUUUGAUGUUAUUUUCCUCCGAUUCAGAUAAAGGAAGGACAUUGUUGAACAUUAAAGCCUGGUUGUGGCACUGUGACUUUUAAUGUGACUUCUUUCAUCAAGUCACUUUCAUGUCAUCCCAUAAAAACGAUUUUCAUGCUACAAACCUCCCGCAAAGUGUUUCUUCCACAAUAUGUUCCGUGUUUAAGAAGGGGACCUCUGGUUGUGAACAUAAAGCGGAAAAGAAACACGGCUCUUUGUAGUAGUUCUUUGUAUCUCGCGUAACCUUGGAUGGUAUGUGACAAAAUAAGCCAGCAGUGUGGGAGGUCCCUCAGGAAGUUUAAGCUGCUUUGUCAUAUUGUCUGAAGCAUGUACAUGUACAAUACUUUCAUUUUAGAAAGUCUGGAUGGUUUGCACCGCUAUGAGCUUUAACUGUGUGUUACUGAAGAUUAUGAGGAUAAAGGAAACUUGUGUUUUUAUGCUGAUUGAUGUUUUAAGUCAUGUUGAAACCCUCUAUUAAGAAUUAUCUGAAGGGACAUUUAUUGAAACAGAAUAAUAAAACUUUUGAGUUUCA